GGGCUUUGAACAAUUGCCCCAAAAGCAGAGCUCCAUAGAAGGAGGUUUUAAUCCAUCCUCUCUCUCUUUUCUAUUUCCUUUUUCUUUAUCGGCUUAAUUGUCGAUCUUUGAAGACUCAAAUCUCUUCACAGGUUCUUCCAAUCUGGUUCUCUUUAAUUUCCAUAAUUUAUUCGGAAAUUCCCUUUUUGAUUCUUUUAUCUCUGUGAAGCUACUUUAAAAAAGUAUAUAGAUCUUUGUGAGGUCUAAUUGUUUAUUCAUUGACUGUUCUGCUAUUGGUUUGAUGAUUCAAACCUUUUAAAGCCUUGAAUAGGACGUGAAACACUUUGAUUUUAGGGAAGAGGGUAUUAUUCAUUAUUAUUAUGCUCUCUUUCUCUCUCUAUCAUUUUUGUUGUGAUGGUGAUGAGUCUUUUGACCGAAGAAAAAGGAGAGAAAUCAGUUAAAGUGAAUCAGACUCUAUUAGAGGAGAGAGAGAAAACAACAAGAAGAAAAAGACCCACAUUUGUUUGAGUGAUUGUCAAUGAAAGACGGAAUUUCUUGAUGUAAUGUGCUGCUGCUGCUGCUGCCAUUGAGGGUCAUUCAUUUAGGUUUUCUUCCUUAUCGAUUUCGUCGCCAAGUGUUUGUGAAAAUGCCUGUGUUUCAGUCCAAGAGAGAUGGAGUUAAUGGUCAGGUUCUAGAUCUAGACACCGCCGUCAAAGAUGGGGUUCUCGGAGGCGGUGGCGGAGUGGGAUUCGGAUUCGGCGGUGGGUUCGCCGAGAAAUUGGAUCUGAACAAGAUGAUUGAAGAAUUGGAUCUUCCCGAAGUUCCAUCUGUCUUCAUUUGCCCAAUUUCACUCGAACCAAUGGAAGACCCGGUGACUCUUUGCACCGGUCAAACCUAUGAACGCUCCAAUAUCUUGAAAUGGUUCAGUCUCGGCCAUUUCACUUGCCCCACCACUAUGCAAGAGCUUUGGGAUGAUUCUGUUACCCCAAACAAGACGCUUCAUCAGUUAAUCCAUACCUGGUUUUCUCAAAAGUACUUACAAAUGAAGAAGAAAUCAGAAGAUGUUCAAGGAAGCGCAUCCGACAUUUUAGAUACUCUCAAAAAGGUAAAAGGUCAGGCCCGUGUUCAAUCCCUGAAGGAGCUCCGGCGAGUCGUAACCAAUCACGCCACCACCAGAAAAACGGUGGUCGAGAAAGGAGGCGUAACUCUUCUCUCAUCUCUAUUAGGUCCUUACACAUCUCACGCCAUUGGUUCCGAGGUAGUAUCGAUUCUCGUCAAUCUCAGUCUCGAUUCAUCUUCAAAGUUGAAUCUAAUGCAACCUGCGAAGAUUUCACUCGUCAUCGACAUGUUAAACGAAGGCUCCAUUGAAACGAAGAUCAAUUGCACCAAAUUGAUUAAAACCCUAAUGGAAGAAGAUGAUUUUCAAGUCGAAAUCGUGUCUAGCCAUAGCCUUUUAGUCGCUUUGAUGCGAUUAGUCAGAGAUAAACGACACCCAAGCGGGAAUCUACCAGGUCUAAGCCUACUCAAAUCCAUAUCCUCGCAUAAACAAGUAAGAUUCUUAAUCGUUAGCAUCGGAGCCAUCCCUCAGUUGGUAGAAUUACUCCCCGGAUUAAACCCUGAAUCAUUGGAACUCGCUCUGUUCAUCUUGGAUUCCGUGUCGACGAUAAAAGAAGGUAAACUGGCAUUAAGCAGUUGUUCAAACACGAUUCCCAACAUGGUUAGAGUUCUGAUGAGGGUUUCUGAAAGCUGUACGCAACUUGCUCUAUCAAUUCUAUGGUCGAUCUGCAAGCUGUCACCUGAAGAGUACUCAUCAAUCGCUGUGGACGUAGGUCUUGCAGCAAAACUUCUCCUAGUGAUUCAAAGUGGCUGUGAUCCGUUGCUAAAACAGAAAUCAGCAGAGCUCUUAAAGCUAUGCAGCUUGAAUUACACAGAUUCAAUUUUUAUUUCCAAGUGCAAGCUUACAAGAACGAUUAGGUGAUGAAGACAAAGUGUUCGAUGAAAUGCCACACAAAAAAAAGCCAUGGAGUUCUUGUACAUAGUUGGAUUUGGAGGCAAAGAUGAUGGAGGAAGAGGUGGAAAGAUUGGGGUUUUUGCAAUCGCAAUUGUAAUUGAGUAGUGAUUGCUAUGCUCCAUUGAUGUUUCUUGUUUUUGAUUCUUUAUGAUUAAGAUCACAGGAGUCUCCAAACUUUGUUUUGGCUUUGUGGGUAAAAAUCCUCACCUUUUUGUUCAAUUUUUUUUUUUUCAUCUCAGUUUUCAAUUUUUGAAUAUAUAUAAUUUCUUUGGUAUUA
Lactuca sativa (garden lettuce) is the source of this 2267-nucleotide messenger RNA. Its product is annotated as U-box domain-containing protein 30. Gene Ontology annotation, molecular function: ubiquitin protein ligase activity. Lineage: Eukaryota; Viridiplantae; Streptophyta; Magnoliopsida; Asterales; Asteraceae. The record is from RefSeq and is a predicted model, not a curated record. Gene Ontology annotation, biological process: protein ubiquitination.